AUGGCUACCGGAAAUGAAUCCAUUCCGACGCACGAGGGAUUUGACAGCGCAAAACGUGCGCGCACAGCCCAGUUGUCACAGAUGACGAAAUUAUACAAUGAAAUAGAACGACACAUGAUCUCGCACGACAAUGAAGAAACUGUCAAAACUUUAUACAGUAAAAUAUGUGAGCGAUUUGAACAAUUUAAAGCUGCUCAUUUACGAUGUUUGGAUGUGUGCUCAGACUCUGAAGUUGUAUCUAAAUUAGAAAUGAACUAUGAAAGUUGUUAUAAGAACUUUGUUGAAUUCCGGGAAAGAUUUUCACAGUGGAUUUCUUCUGAGAAAACGCCUGAUGAUAAUAAUGACGCCUGUUCUUCAGUCAGCCAUGUUAGUUCAUCUUCAACAGUGUCCUCGCGCUCCAGGUUAAGAAGCGCGAAAGCUAAACGUUUAAUUGCGGAACAUAAAAUUAAAAUGUUAAAUAAAAAGCAAGAAUUAGAGCGCGCACGCGUAGAACUACAAAUGAAACAACAAUUACUAGAUCAACAGUCUGAACUUGAAGAAGCGCAAUUAGAAGAAUCAGUAUGGCAACAAGCUGUACAGGAAGAGAAUGGAGUGAACUUAGAAGUCCAGUCUCAGACAACAGUACAACAUUCUACUUCCGGUGAAACAACUUCCGUUACUGGAAAUGUGACAGGUACAGUCAGUGAUUGUAUUCUUCUGCCUAAAACCCAUACGACAGCAAGUACGUCUUCUACCGGAAGGAAUAUAAAUUAUAAUGAUAUGUGUAGCAGUGCACGUGAUCACGGGCAUAACCAAGAUGAGGCUAAGAGUGCGCAUUCUAUAAACAAUAUGAACUCCGAGGUUAGUAUUUCUACAAUAGACAUAGCGUUCCAGAAACUUGCAUCUACACUUCAGGAAGGGUUCAAUCUUCCGAAACCGGAAUUACUCACAUUUAGCGGCAAGCCAACUGAAUAUUGUAAGUUCGUCAAAAACUUCGAAACUAAUAUCGAAAGUAAAAUUACCGAUGAUAGACUUAGGUUGAGCUAUUUAAUACAGUACUGUUACGGUGAAGCAAAGUGUUGUAUUGAAGAUUGUGUUUUGUUGGAACCCAGUGAAGGAUACAGGCGCGCACGUGACAUCUUGUUCUCACGUUAUGGAAGGCCGCACGUGAUCGCUAGAACAUAUAUUGAAAAGUUGGUAUACGGUCCACAGAUAGCAGCAUCUGAUACAGACGGACUAUCAAAAUUAGCAUUAGAAAUGCAAAGGUGUGAAAUAACUUUAUCGCAACUAGGAUAUAAUUCGGAUGUAGAUAAUUCUGAAAACUUGAGGCGAAUUGUGAAACGGUUGCCUAUGCAUCUGAGAGUGAAAUGGGUUGAUAUAGCACAUGUAAUUAACGAAUCUGGCAGGGAAGUACAUUUUACCGACUUAGUGAAAUUUGUUGAUGAGAAAUCACGUGUUGCCAGUUCAAUGUAUGGAAUCGAUCUCAUUAAAGAAAAUCGAACAGCGAAGUCAGCUUCCGGUAAACCGCACGGUACAAAGCCUGUAAAAGAUGUAACUACAUUGACCACACACAGUAAUACUGAUCAGAGAAGAAACGAAAGAAAGUGCCGUUGUUGCCAUGGUAACUGCCUGGAUGUAUCUGUAUGUAGCAAAUUUAAAUCGAUGAGUCUAAAUGAGAGAAAAGAACUGGUGCGAAAAUUCAAGUUGUGUUACAACUGUUUGAAAGGCAACCAUUCAUCUAGCAACUGCAGAAAACCAAAGUCAUGUACAGUACCCGGUUGCGAAGUGAAACAUAACAUGUUGUUACAUAGUUGGAGCAGACCCAAUCCUGAAUCUUCGGCGACACAAGCUGUGACUUGUGCAUCUGUGAAGAACUCAAAUGCGAAGAACUGUUUAGGAAUUAUACCAGUUAUUGUGAAUGCUGAAAAUGGAAAUUCCUGUCAAACAUACGCUCUGUUAGAUGACGGUGCAGAUAAAACCUUAUGUGAUGAGAGGUUGUUACAGUCUUUGAACGUCACAAGUAAACCUGUUACAUUCAAUAUUUCAACGGUAAACUCAACAAGUAGUACCAUUCACGGACAGGAAAUAGAUCUUACUGUAAUGGCGGUGGACGAAAACAGAAAUGAAGAAGUGACACUUUCCAAGGUGUGGUCAGUGAUGGAGCUUCCAAUCUCAACAAGAUCCGCAGCAGUAAAUGUUGACUUAAAGAAAUUACCCUACUUAUCAGAUAUAGACAUACCCCAAAUUGACACAAACAAUGUUAUGCUACUGAUCGGUACAGAUUCUCCAGCUGCACAUAUUCCACUCGAAGUGCGUUCAGGAAACAUUGAUCAACCGUACGCCGUGCGAUCACGGUUAGGAUGGGCAGUACGUGGUCCAGUUCAAGACACUUGUGAGCCUAAUACCGUAAAUGUCCACUUUGAACAAUCCAGAGACGUGUUACUGCAACAGCAACUGGAAAGAAUGUGGAAUACAGAAUUUAAUGAUAGAUCAUUGAAUGAAAAGGACUCUAUGUCUGUUGAAGACAAACAUGCUCUGCAGAUUAUGGAAUCAUCUCUUACCCAUGAAGAUGGUCACUACAAAAUUGGAUUACCAUGGAGGAAGGAGAAUGCAUCCUUGCCGAACAACAUAGCUCUUGCCCAAGUACGCCUACAACAACUGAAACGUAAACUGUCACGUGACCCGGAAUUACAUAAAAUGUAUACAACAUCCCUGAAUGAUUAUAUUGAGAAAGGAUACGCAGAAGAGGUGAAAGAUGGCCUUGAAAAUAAUUCUAGACGUACAUGGUACUUACCACACCACCCAGUAACAAAUGUGAACAAGCCAGGCAAAGUACGUGUAGUUUUCGAUUGUGCUGCUAAGUACCACGGCAUUUCACUGAACAGCCAAUUACUGCAAGGACCGGACUUAAUGAACAGUCUAGUAGGAGUUCUCAUACGAUUUAGGAAAGAGAAGGUAGCUCUAGCCGCAGAUAUUGAAGCAAUGUUUCACCAGGUGCGUGUUAUGGAAGAAGACUGUGAUGCUUUAAGAUUUCUAUGGUGGCCUGGGGGUGACAUCACACAGCAGCCAAAUUGCUAUCGUAUGAAGGUACAUUUGUUUGGAGCUACAUCAUCACCCAGUUGUGCAGCAUAUGCCUUAAAGCGUACUGCAACCGACAAUGCCCGUUUAUUUGGAAAGGAAGUGGUUUCUACAGUAGAGCGAGAUUUUUAUGUCGAUGAUUGUCUGAAGUCUGUAGAAACGGAUGAUAAAGCUAUCAAGCUGGCUACAGAUCUGCAAACACUAAUGAAGUUAGGCGGAUUCCGACUUACGAAGUGGUUAAGUAACAGUAGGGCUGUACUGAACGCUAUCCCAGAAUCUGAACUCGCACCAUCUGUCGUCAAUCUGAGUCUAGACGAAACUUUACCAUGUAAUCGAGCACUUGGUGUACAAUGGAAUGUUAACGACGACAGAAUCCAGAUUAAAGUCAAGCUGUCUGAUAAGCCACUCACGAGACGCGGCAUUCUGUCAGUUGUAAGUUCAAUAUACGACCCACUGGGACUCGUCUCGCCCGUAACACUUCAAGCUAAAGCUAUAAUACAGAGCCUGUGCAGACUGAAGAUCGGCUGGGAUGACCAGAUACCACAGAGCAUCAACAAUGAAUGGCAUACCUGGUUAUCAACCUUACCUUGUCUGGAGAAUGUGUCUGUAAACCGCUGUUUCCGACCAAGUGACUGUGUUAAAUCUACGGAACUGCAUAUAUUUAGUGAUGGAUCCGAAACCGCCUAUGGAGCCUGUGCUUACCUUCGAUUUGUUGAUACCUAUGACAAUGUAACAUGUUCUCUAGUCAUAGGAAAAUCUCGUUUAGCCCCGAUCAAACAGAUGUCUAUACCACGUCUUGAGUUAUCCGGAGCUGUUGUCGCUUGCCGUAUUUAUUCGAUGUUGUCCGAGGAACUAGAUAUAAAGAUUGAUCAAGUUACCUUCUGGACUGAUUCCAUGAUUGUAUUAGGAUACAUAAAGAACGUAUCAAAACGGUUCAAGACAUUCGUUGGCAAUAGACUCAGCAUUAUACAUAAUACUACCUCACCAGACCUGUGGCGCCAUAUUGACACAAAGUCGAAUCCCGCAGAUAUAGCUUCAAGAGGCAUACAUGCGAAUGACACUAAGAAUCUACAUAUUUGGCUAAAUGGACCAGAUUUUCUAAGAAAAGAUCAUACUCAGUGGCCACAGAAUCAGCUUGCACCGGAAGUAACCGACGAUGAUACAGAAGUGAAGAGAGAAGUCAAGAUAAACAUCACAAUGACUAAUAGAAGUCUAGAUGAUAUCAUUGAUCGCUACUCAAGUUGGACUAAACUUAGAAGAGCAGUCGCGUGGUUACUUAGAUACAAGGUAUUUUGCAGACAGAAAUACUUAAAUCACGAACUUGACAUGGAAAAAGGAAACUUAACAUUAGCGGAAAUCCAGAAAGCAGAACACGAAUUACUGAUACAUGUACAAGAGGAAACAUUCGCACAUGAGAUGAAUAACUUAAAACAAUACAAGCCAGUCAGAACUGAUAGCAGUAUUGCAUCCCUUAACCCCAAAAUAUGUGACAAACUAAUCCGAGUACAAGGACGUAUACGAUCUCAAAACCCCAGUAAAUGUCCCAUUAUACUACCAAGCAAGCACACUAUAACAAAAUUAAUAAUUCGACAUAUUCAUGAGAAUAACGGUCAUGUCGGAAAACAACAGGUACUUGCAAUCUCGCGUGAGAAGUACUGGAUAGUUCGAGGACUGAGUACUGUAAAAGGUGUAGUGAGAAGUUGCUUAGUGUGCAGACGACAACACUCCCCCCUGCUACAACAACAGAUGGCGCCUCUUCUUGAAGAGCAGACGACACCAGAUGAACCCCCUUUCACUUACGUUGGAAUAGAUUACUUUGGUCCACUGAUUGUAAAAGAAGGUCGCACACAUGUGAAAAGAUAUGGCUGUCUUUUUACCUGUCUUUCAACUAGAGCGGUACACCUGGAGGUCUGUCAUAGUUUGACAACUAACUCCUUCGUCGCAGCAUUUCAACGCUUUACCUGUCGCAGAGGAUAUCCAAAGAAGGUGUAUAGUGAUAAUGGCACAAAUCUUGUAGGUGGCGAUCGUCAGCUGCGGCAGUCGAUACAAGAAUGGAACUCUUCAGUAAUAGGGAAAUAUAUGACAGAAAAGGAAAUAGAAUGGCACUUUAACCCGCCUCAAGCGAGUCAUAGAGGAGGAGCCUGGGAAAGGAUGAUUCGUUCCACACGAACAAUUUUAAAAGCGUUGAUCAGGCAACAAUUGCUCACAGAUGAACAAUUAGUUACGCUGAUGACAGAAACUGAAAGAAUCCUGAACGAUAGACCAAUAACCAAGGUUAGCGAUGAUCCUGAAGACAUGUCUGCCCUCACACCAAAUAUGCUACUACUAAUGAAGACUAACAGUAGUAUUCCAAGGGGAAUAUAUAAUAAGAAUGACACAUAUGUAAAACGAUGGUGGAAGCAGGUGCAAUAUCUUUCAAACGUUUUCUGGAGAAGAUGGAUACGAGAAUACUUACCAGCUAUACAACAGAGACAAAAAUGGCAAAGAAAGACCACUGAUUUACGUGUAGGUGAUAUUGUGCUAGUGUUUGACGAAAGUACCCCAAGAGGAAAAUGGCCGUUGGGAAGAAUUGUAAAAACAAACAAAAGCCGUGAUGGACAUGUACGAAGCUGUAUUGUAAAGUAUAAAAAUACACAAACAGUGAAACCAAUUACGAAGUUGUGCCUACUUGAAAGUUCAGCUUAA
Molecule: messenger RNA, 5742 nt
Organism: Mercenaria mercenaria
Lineage: Eukaryota; Metazoa; Mollusca; Bivalvia; Venerida; Veneridae
Exons: 1
Coding region: 1-5742 (1913 amino acids)
Biological process (GO): DNA integration
Molecular function (GO): nucleic acid binding
Source: RefSeq, a predicted model, not a curated record